AGUAUCCACUUACAUUGGAACACCUGAAAUUUACUGAGAAAAUUAAAGUUCUAUUGCAAAAAUUUAGACUUUGAUGACAUCUUCUCAGGCCAUAUGGAAAAUGCUUAUAUGAAAACGAAAAAAGGGAAGCAAAAGUUUAAUAUUGAGGAUGGUUUCGAAAAUGAGAACUCUUAUGUUCCCUAUAUAAAAGCCAUGAUAGAACGAAUGUCUUCAGAGAACCUAGGCUCCAAGGUUCAACCAAACGCCCAGCUCAGUCGCGCCAGCAGCAUCCUCAGUUCUCCCAAUGGCCCUCCUGCUCUGUUUACUGACAGCCCUGGUGGUGUUCGGCUGUGGCCCUGCUCUAUCUCUGGGCUGUGAUCUGCCUCAAAACCACAGCCUGGCUAGUGAGAAAACCGUUGACCUUCUGGACCAAAUGCAGAGACUCCCCACUUUCUUCUGUCUGAAUGACAGAAAGGACUUCAGAUUCCCCCAGGAGAUGGUGGAUGGCAGCCAGCUCCAGAAGGCCCAGGCCAUCGCUUUCCUCCACGAGAUGCUCCAGCAGAUCUUCGAACUCUUCCAUAGAAAGGACUCCUUUUCUCCUUGGAACACUACCCGCCUGCACCAGCUCCUCAGUGGACUCCUUAAACAGCAGAAAGACUUGGAGACCUGCUUCGUGCAGGCAAUGGAAGAGGAAAAAUCUGUCCUGCCCAUUGAGGCCCCUGAAGCGGCUGUGAAGGAGUACUUUGAGGGAAUCUGUUCCUAUCUGAAAGAGAAGGAAUACAGUGAGUGUGCCUGGGAAGUAGUCAGAGUGGAAAUCAGGAGAUCCUUUUCUUCUUCGACAAAAUUGCAAGAAAGGUUAAGAACAAAGGAUGGUGACGUGAGUUCAUCUUGACUUCACUUACAAUGACUGAUAUGCCCUAUCGCACUUGCAUGCAUAUCUCUGGUCAUUUCAGAAGAUGCUUAUUUCUGCUCUAGUCACAAUUUAUGAGUUUAAAUCCAGCUAUUUCUUUGACAGCAGUAUUAAAAAAGUAUAUGAGAAAAAUAUUCAGCUCCAAGGACAUCAGUCUUUAGGAGAUGACUGUCCUGAC
Loxodonta africana (African savanna elephant) is the source of this 1067-nucleotide messenger RNA. RefSeq names its product interferon omega-2-like. Gene Ontology annotation, biological process: defense response. Bases 284 to 871 code for a protein of 195 amino acids. Lineage: Eukaryota; Metazoa; Chordata; Mammalia; Proboscidea; Elephantidae. The record is from RefSeq and is a predicted model, not a curated record. The transcript has a single exon. Gene Ontology annotation, molecular function: cytokine receptor binding. Gene Ontology annotation, cellular component: extracellular region.